AUGGCAACCGAUUCGAACAACCGUCAAGGUGUAAGGGCGGUCGCCACAACGACAACCGAUCCGCAACGAAGCGAAAAACGCGCCGUCGCGGCGCGAGGCGCCGCUGGUGCUUUGGCCCUCAGUAUUCUGGCCUUGGUCCUCCAAUCGGCGACCACCGCGACCCCCACCUGGGGAUAUUUCACCAAUCCUGACGCUGGUUCAGCAGCCGAAAAAGGUUAUUUUGGUCCAUGGAGACAGUGCAAGCUACUAUUGUACGGUAGAGAAAGAUGCGGCCAAGGGGUUUCCAGAUUCCAGCCAGUGUUGGCCGUGUGGGUGGCAGGUUUAGCCGCGGCGACUGCCUCUGCCCUUUUGGCGAUCCUGGUCGGCCUGGCCGUGCUGCAACUGGCGAUGGCCUCCUCGGCGAAACGAGUCAUUAUCUCGUACAGCACCGCCCUGAUAGGGAAAGUCGCUCUCGCCACGUUAGCCACUUCGUUGGCUAUCGUAGCGGCGAGUCUGUUUGCCCUACAAACCGAUGACAGAGCCAGCAGCUUCGUCAUCACGAGGGGAGAAGCGUUCUACAUGCAGUUGGCUGCGAUCGCUUUGAACUUUGGCGUGCUGGUCACCGCGGUAUACGAGGGUAUUUAUGCUCGACGAGGCGGUGAUCCGACAAAGAUUAGGGUUGUCAGUGCAGCUACCAUAAAUAAUCCCGGCUACCGGGAACACCAACCCACAAACGGUGGCACCAUAUCGAUGACCGACGCUAGCGGCAAGCCUUACGUUGGCGGAGCUGGGAACGGCUCGAUGGCGUCGGUCGCAACUUCCGGAAGUGUCACCAGCACGGCUUCGCCAUUACGAAGCUCGUUGAAAAAGCCAAAACCACUCGGUAUUCACAAUCCCGGCUUCUCGGCGCACAGCCCGACGCUGUCGAGGAACGGCUCCCAGAAGAAAGUGCGAAUUCAAACGCACUCCACCGAGGUUUAAAUACUUCAAAUCAUCCGCAACGAUGAGAAUCUCGAUGGAUUUUUGUUCUUGUACGUCAGUGGUCGACUCGUGGCCGACUCUGUUUCGAGGAAGCAUCCCGAAAUGAAACUGAAAGUUCGGUCGGAACGGGCGACAUAGUUCGACGAAGUUUCCUUCUUUGUCACAAGAGUGGAAACGAAUAUUUUUCACGAAUUUCUUUCUUUCUUCGGUUAUUUGUGAGAAAGCUGUCGAAGAGGUUUUCGUUGUUGUACUGGGUCUUUCAGACUGACGUGAAAAUGACCGAGCAACUAGACUGUAGAAUUUUAAGGGAAUAUGGGACGUUAUUUCGAUACAGAGCGUUUAAAAAUAAAGACCUGGACACAAAAUUAUUUCACAUGUCAAAUCACGUUAGAGUAAGUUUAAUUUUGCACACUGAAAUAAAUUCUACUUAAUUUCGUCGUUCGUAGAAGAGAGAGUAACUUGGAUAAUUUUUAAAAAGAUAAAAGUAGAAUUUAAAUUCGUUUUUCAAAUGUCCCUCUGACGCGCAUUUUGUUUCACGUUUGAAUUCCAUGUAAAUAAAAUAAUCAUACCAUAAUAACAACAAAACAAAACUCAUAUAGAAACGAAAAUUGAAAUAAUAUUCGAGGGAUUACUAAGAAAUAAUGUUUAGAUAACCGUUCAGAGACACCCAAUCCUCGUACGUGAAAUUACAAAGGAUCGACAAGUAUUUCCAUUCGAAUAAAGAAGAACAAGCGCGAAGUUGGCGGUACCUUUUAAUCGCGGAAGUCCCCGAUAAUCGGCCGGUUGGUUCCCAAUUACUCGAGAACUUCCGGCGGAGGAUUCGCCGUAGAGAAGGAUCAAAAGAACUCUGACAGUUGGAUUAUAAAGUCCCAGACUGAAAGGCCCAGAUAACGUUUCAUCGCGUGAUGAAAGGACGACGCGUGAGAGUACGUAGGAAAUAAACCCUGUUGAAAGUGAUCGAGGCACUCGCCGAGGGAAAUUGCCCCGACUACAAUUUCCAACGGAAUGAUGUGACGUCUUGGAGAACGUUGUAACCUUCAGCUCGAGGCGUCUAACAUAGCUAGAUCCCUAUUUAUGCCUGACGUGACAAUACUGAUUUCGAGACGAUGGCCACGCGAAACUUUACAAUCUUCAACCCCCUCUCCUCGUAAAAUUACGUCGUGACAUCGUAAACGUUACAUCCUUACGUUCAUUUUUUUUUUUUUUUCUUUUUCGUUCUUUCUUGCGUUGCGAAGAUACUUUACUUUCUCUUUUCGCGUCUCGUUUUAUUCGAGAUUGAUAAAUUUCGAGCGCUCGACCGGACGAGGAUCAAUCAGUUUGUGAGAUUAAGUUUUCAACGAUUUAAAUUUCCAGCCGUGAACCAGAAGAAAUUAAGCUUGUUUCCCUUUGCGGAAAUUCAGCUUGUUUUUCGAACCGUGUCGAUUGCCGCGAAAAGAUUUCUUAGAGUGUUGGAGAGACUAGACAAGCUCUGUCGCUUCGUUUCUUCAUUUUCGUACGGCGAAAUCUUUGAAGUUCAGGCCCAGGAAAUUGGAUUUCAGUUUGGUGUUUCAGAUUGCCUGGUGAAAGACAAAUAGACAUCCCGAAUAGAAUAGUAACAAUUUUAAUUGAUAAAAUAUUUUAUUUUUGAUUAAAAUCGCAGGUAAAUAAUUUAACCCUGUAGACAACGAACAGUUUAUACCAGUUUGAAAAAUGAAUUUAUGUCUGAAGCAAUUAUUCAUUGAUUCAUUGAUUUGAUCGUAGGUACAACGCAAUUAGAAACGCUACUUUAGAGUCUAAUUAAUUUAAUCAAAUAUCUUGAAUCGAAAUUUCGAAACAGGACAAUCUCAUUGAAAAAUUUCCAAAGAAAAAUGAAGUAAAAUCUACCGAACUUUCGAUAAGGAUCACCAGAUAUCAUUUCACGCCAAUACGAUGAUACACACAUUUGGGCCGCAAAUAGUUAGCUGAAUUUAAUCGAACGAUAAUCGAACCGUAUCGAACGCGCGUAUAAUGGCCCAGCGACGUAUAAUUGUUUAAUCAAGAUUAUACGCGUCGCUAAACGACGAGCACAACAACGGGGAGGUGGGGAAAUUAAGUGGCCGAAACCAUAAUCGAUAUCCACGCGAUACGUUCAUAAUGGUAUUUGAUGAAGGGAUUUAAUUUCGCGAGACUGAAUCGAGUCUAUUCGUGAGAGCGUUAUGCGAAACGAAUCGAGCUGGAGAGCGUGAGAGCGAGAGAGAACAACGUUCGUCGACACUAUCGUCGUUCGAAUUCGGAUUCCAUAUCACGGCUGGAACAGCCAAUGAUACCAAUAUGGGUAUUACGUUGCAGAGUGAUCGUAAAAGGGAGAAGAUUAACGCCGAUUGUUAACUACUGUUAACUCUUUUUUUUUUCUUUUUUUUUUUUUAAAGCGUGAACUCGAGAGAUCGAAAGUUAUCGUUAACACAGCGAUCUGGUGUACAAUUAAAAGUAUAAUAGGAUUAAAUUCGCGAAAAACUGACGUGUUGUUGCCGAAACGUGCCAAUCGAGCAAUACUUAACCACGUGUUUCUUCGUUGGAAUUAUUUUCUAAUUUGUCUGACUGUUUAGACUUAUUUACACGUCGUUUCGUAAGUUCGACAAAAUAUGACAAAAAGAAAAAGAAAAAUUUCCUUCCACAUUUAAUGUUACGAAUUUUCGAAUUGAAAGAAUUGAAAGAACCUCCCUCUCGCGAUACGAACGAGCAAUAAUAUUGCAAAGGAGCGAGAUAUUCGCUCUGUCUGUUCGCUAGAUUUAAGAGAAGGGAGCGCGAAGGAAAUCGUGAAAUGGCGCGUUCCGGUAACAACUAUAGUCGUGGGUCUUGCAAGUCGCAGGAUACGUGAUACGUCCUCUUCACCUUUUUCUUUUCCCUCUCCUUUCCAUUUCAUCCCUCUUCUUUCCCCUGCGUCUCUCUCUCUCCUUUCCAAUUAUCUUUUCUUUUCUCUCAAUCUUUCUAACAUUUUUCUCUUUCCACUGUACACUCCUUAUUCGUCGCAUCUGUAGGUUUAACACGGCGUUUCCUCCGUUCGAGGAACGAAGUAUAAAUGAAAUACUUACUUCGCCGCAUCCGUCCAGCCCUGCAUAGGCAGCUAGCCGUCAAACGGCAAGAGUUAUAUAUACAAAUAUAAAUAUAUAAAUAUAUUUAUAUUUUUUAGUGAUUGUUUUAAUAUAUAUAUAUUAUAUACAUAUACAUAUGCAGAAGAAAAAUUUAUAUAUAAAUAUAUAUAUAUAUAUAUAUGUAUAUGUAUAUGUUGCGCGAUGUAUUACUCGAGGCACACGAGAUAUCUUGUUUUUUGCUCGUGUCAUUGGUCUCGAAACCCCCGAGGAGAACGCGAGUUUCACUCGUUUUAGAAAUUAUUAUUAUUAAUAUUAUUUUUUAUUACCGUUACUGUUGGUGUCGCGACACUAUUUCUUCAAUGGAAGUUCUUUUUGUGCUUCUUUCGUCGAUAAUUUUAAAGCUAUUUAUGACCUUUUAUCCGGCGAGUUCUCUUCUUUAUAUUUCUUCUUCCUUUUUACGUGUAGAACUGUGUGUGGAUAGUUGUUGACGCUUAUUUAUUUAUGUAUCGAACGAAAGUUUGAUUGAAAUUGAUUUUCCAAUCAUUCCUACCACGAGUCUUUUUUUUUUCUUCUUCUUAUUCUUAUUCUUCUAUCCUCUCUUGGAAGAUUAUUCUAUCACGCUAUUAGUAAAUUAUAAAUUCAAACCGUUCUACGGAUUUUAUUUUUUUUUUUUUUUUAAUGUACCUCUCCUUAAUUCCUUUUCGACGUUCGUGUUUCUCGUAGAGAGCAAUUGGGUCGAUAGCACGAUAAAUUGUUGAUGUUGUUUCGUCGAAACGGAUCACACGAGCCGAGUGUCUUUGUAUGAUCUACGCAAGAAUUAUUUCGACAUCUAAGAAUUUGAAAAUGAUAAGACAUUCCGAACGAACGAAACGUUUCUCGGAGUACUUCUUGAUCAGAUUCUUAGUGAUACUAAUAUAUACUCGUAAAAGUUGACCCUGUAUUUAUAAAAAGUGUUACUGCUACAAAUCAUAAGAAGUUUUCCCUUUUUACCCUAAAAAACUCUCGCGUGUUCAAUGUUAAAGAUUGAGACUUCUAACAGAUAGGAGUCACUAUUGUUUAAUAAACCGUUCGAAAAAAGUAAUAAAAUACCAAAAAAAAAAAAAAAUAAAAAAAAUAAAAUUGUGCAAAGAAAAAUGCUUCAGAAAAAUUUUUCUGGAUUUCGAAAAAGCGCUUGCGUGAUUCCAACUCUGCCUUUCAGAAACAUAAUAAAGAUAAAAAUAGAGAGAGAAAGAGUGUGUGUGUGUGUGUGUGUGUGAGUGUGUGAUCCGAACGUAGGUUUUAAAAGUUAUAUUAAAAAAGAAAAAUCCGUGUUUUCACUUUUUGCACAUUUUGCUACCCAUCGAAACGAUUGUCUUGUAUCGCGAUGAAUUUUGUAACGAUCAGUGUGAUGUUUGAAUCAUGUGAGGACUGUACGCAAGGAGAUCGAUAAUAAAGGAAUUUCUAUGAUUCAUGAUCA
Molecule: messenger RNA, 5466 nt
Organism: Frieseomelitta varia
Lineage: Eukaryota; Metazoa; Arthropoda; Insecta; Hymenoptera; Apidae
Exons: 6
Coding region: 1-960 (319 amino acids)
Source: RefSeq, a predicted model, not a curated record